Molecule: messenger RNA, 11510 nt
Organism: Branchiostoma belcheri (Belcher's lancelet)
Lineage: Eukaryota; Metazoa; Chordata; Leptocardii; Amphioxiformes; Branchiostomatidae
Product: polycystin-1-like
Exons: 38
Coding region: 1-10674 (3557 amino acids)
Biological process (GO): detection of mechanical stimulus
Cellular component (GO): membrane
Molecular function (GO): calcium ion binding; protein binding; calcium channel activity
Source: RefSeq, a predicted model, not a curated record
AUGUCAUUUGAUGGUGAGUCGACCUGGGCAAACCUCGGUUACUUCUCCAAAUCCUGUAUCAGCGACAUCGGCCUCUGUGGCAAGGGCUUCACCCUCUCCGUCCUGUACUUCGCCGAGAACCACCCCACCGAGACGGGCUACCUGGUCUCUUCGGGAGGACAGUCGCCCUCUUCCCGAGGAUUCUACUUCGGGUACAUCGGUGACAGGGAUGCCUACGAGGUGGGCGUGAUCAGUAAGGAGCAGAGGUGGUAUGUCAACUUCGAGUUACAGACCAUGCAGUGGACAAACAUACUCUUUUCUUGGAGCAACAGCACAGGAGUGGCACUGUAUGUGGACGGUGAGCUGGCUGCUCAUGCCGACCUGUCCCUCCCCAUCAUCCCCGACACCCUGCACGACGCCGACCCUGACUUUGACCCCGCCCCGAACCUGUUCCUGGGCAGGGCGAACCACCUGGACGACUACUACGGACAGGGGUACCUGUCAACACUCGUCUUCGUGGAGGAGGCACUCACCAUUGAUGACGUCAAGAAGUUCAUUAAUGGAGAUCUGUACUACAUCGACUGUGUUGAGGAAGAUCCCCAGAUCCCAGUCUACACCGUUUCUCCGUCCGUUCCUCCUGCCGAACUGUCCCCGGCCAGCUGCCGUGAGGCCUGUGCCGCCGACUCCUACCCCCUCGCCGUCCUCAAGGACGCUUGCUUCUGUUCCUCCGACAUGUACCAGGAGGGCGAGACCACAUCCUACGACGUCAACACGUGCGGUACCGCUUGCAUUGGCGAUGAUAAACCGGAAGAUGGCGCUUGCGGAACGCAGACCGCCGCCGCCUUGUUCUACACCACGGCGCUACUGAAAGUUCACGAUCUCCCCGAGGAACUGUCCGGACUGUCCGGAGAAGUCAAAUUCUCCUCCACCGAGAUAGAAACAGACGAGACGAUCAUGCUGAAUAUCUCUAACGCAGCCGGGGCCGAUCUCACUUACUAUGUAGACUUCCGAGACGGGACCGAGCCCAAGCUAACGACAUCGCCUCAUGUCUAUCAUAGUUUCUCCACAGCAGGGACGUACAAUGUGUCCAUCAUGGCUUGGAACGAUAUAACGUACCCGAAUGUCUACCACUUCUUGCCGACAGAAGUAGAAGAUUUCGUCCUCCCCAUUCGUUCCUUGGACGUCUACACUCAAGGAAAGUUUACCGAACUUGGGAACCCCACCACUUUUGAACGAGACAUGGCCACGGACGCUUCCGUGCGCUGCGUUUGGGACUUUGGCGACCAAACGUCAGAAGAAAUCUCAGAAGAUAGCGACUACCAGACAGAGUUCACGCACACGUACUCUCAAGUCGGUGUUUAUGCCGUCACGCUGACCUGUAGUUCCAAGAGAAACACCAUGGUGGCGGACACUACGGCUUUAGUUGGUCAGUCUCUUCAAAUAGAAGCCGUGAACAACCUAGUCGUCCCGUAUGGAGACACUGUGAGUCUGACGUGGCGUAUAGUGCAAGGAGAAUGGAGGAGCGUCAACACAGUUAGACUGGAUAACGUCAGCAUAACGGCUAUAACAGUUGACGAAGGUGGCCAAUCAGCUUCCGCAGAGAUAACCCAGUCAGACUACACCUGUCCCGGUACUCACGUGGCGGUUCUUGAAGUGACCAAUCCCGUAAGCAGCCUUGUUCACGUAGUCUUCAUCAACGUUGAAGACAGGAUCACAGGUUUCCAAGCCACCGCCGACAAGUACUACGCCACGCCCUUAGAAACCGUGACGUUCACCACUGCUGUAGCUACAGGCUCUAAUCUGUUCUACCUUUGGGAUUUCUACGAUACAAAAACGUUUGCAAGAAAAGUUCGUGGUCCGACCCCUAGCGGAGGUCACGCGGAAGUGAUGACCUUCAACUUUUCCUCACCAGUUGUGUACGACGUAAAAGUCGAGGUGGCCAACUUCGUGAGCUCGGAGAAAGAUACCUUGACCAUCAAGAUCGAAGAUAUCGUAGAAGGAUUGUUUCUGGUAGCUAACAACGUUUCAAAUCCGAACGAUACAGUUUCGUUCAUCGUUUCUCAAGAACCAGGCUUCACCAAACCUACCGACCCCGUCUUCAUCUUCGACUUCGACAACCAAGACAGCUCCGAAGAAUCCUUCGAGCUGUCCGUCGACGAUCCUUACCGUAAAGACUACGUCUUCGGCGUCUACGGUUUCUACGACGUCACCGUUAGGGUCAAGAAUCACGUGAGUGAGACGGAGAUGACAACCAUCAUCAUGAUCGGCGACUACCUCUUUGACCUGGAGAUCCUGACGCCGAAGUACCUCUACACCAGUGUUAGUGAGAACUUCACACUAGAGGCUACAGUGCGUUACGGAGCGGGGGUAGUGUUCUUAGUAGACUACGGUGACGGUACAACAGACGACAACAGCUACGAUCCGGUAAGCGGUGGCGACAUCUACCAAUUCUACCACGUCUAUCAACAUGAGGGAAAAUACAAGGUCAAAGUCACCGCUCAAAACCAUCUAAACUCACUAGAAGCUGAACUUGACCAAAAAGUCCACGUAAUGAACGCUGCCAGAGAGAUGACACUCACAAGUUCAAAACCGGACCCUCUUCCCCCAGGAACCGUGACCUUCGCUAUUUCCUUACCAGAAGGGAUAGGUUCCCCGAGUAACAUGACAUGUGACUUCGACUUCGGAGAUGGGGAAGCCGAAACCGUGUAUCCAGCGGUGGUCACCUCUAAACGUAACCUGACUAUACAGCACAUCUACAAGGGCCUGGGGAAGACCGACGCUUCGGCAUUGUGUUGGAACGACGUAAGCGACCAACUCAUCACUGCGGGCGUCCACAUGCAAGAGCCAGUUGGGGACAUCGGCAUUACUAUACUCACCCCCAUUCAGCAAGAGUUCGGGGAAGAAUCGGACGUUGAGGUUGAUCUCUCCACUGGCACCGAAGUCACCAUGGAGCUUGACAUGGGCGACGGCCAUGUCGAAACAUUCUACAUAGAAGGACCGGCGGCAAAAAUCCCUACGACGGCAUUCACAUACACAUACCCCCGUAAGGGGCUUUUCAACGUUACGGUAACAGUGUACAAUCUGAUUUCCUGGCGGCAGUUCAUGUACGAAGAACCAAUAGUAGUUCAGCAUCCUGUACGGGACGUACGGGUCUUCAGUAACGCACCGGUGUACUAUCCACCCGGUAACGUUACCUUCACCGUCAUGUACGAAGGAGAUAGCUUUCCGCCGACUGAUAUUCUCGUGGACUGGACCUGGGGUGACGGUACUACCAAGACUUCGGGCCCGGUAUCCAUCGAUUACACGUUUCGGUACGACGAAAUAUACCAGUACGGUCCGAGCAACUUUGGCGAAAUCGUCACCCACGCUCAGGUACGAAAUUUCAUCAGCGCGCAAAACUUCACAGUUGUGUCCUGGAUGUCGGAAGCUAUAUCAGGUCUGGCUAUCUCGUUGGUCUCCGUGGUCGGUGGCAGAAAGACUCAAGAAGGCUUCGGGCCGAACCAGGACUACUUCCCGAUCCAGUAUCCCAUACGCUUCACGGCGUCGGUCGAAACAGGGAAGGUGGUCUCGUAUCUUUGGAAUUUCGGAGACCGUUCGGAGACUGUAGAGACCUUCGGCCCAGUGGUGGAACACAGUUACGCUUCCGACGGAGUGUAUUACGUCACAGUUCGGGCGAAGAACCCGAAUGAAAACGUGACGGAGUUUCUAAAUAAGGCGAUCAUCGUGCAGGAGCCGAUGAGGUUCACCUCGCUUGGAACUCUGGGAUCGCGGGUCCGUCCCGGGAAGCUCAACGACACCAUCACGUUCAUGCUGAGGACUGAGCAUCUCGGGACGCAUGCGUGUUACGUCUGGGACAACGGCGAUGGAACAGUAGACGUGUACGGAGACCCCCAAGCGGGAUGCGCCGAUAUCCCAGCGUACCGCGGCUACCCCUUCCACGAGAUCAACCCUUCAAAGGACAAGUUCAUCAACCACACACACACCUACCUGGAGCUCGGACUCUUCAAAAUUAAAAUCAACGGUUCGAACGCGGUGUCGUCAAUCGUUUUGGAAGACCGCAUCCACAUACUCAACGUUGAGUGUGACUACCCUAUUGUAGAAAUGCAAGGAGAGGGAAAAACAUUCGAAACAAGGAGAGUCCACACACGGUCCUCAAAGGUACCCCUCAUGGCGAUCGUCAGUCUGAACUGCGAUGCAGGAAAUGCUGCCCAGUUCAACUGGCAAGCUCUGAAACUAAACGAAGAUAAUGGACAGUGGGAGGUCUACAACAUGAAGUUUAAGAGGAAAGCUGACGUCUUAUUCAAAGCACGUACAUUCGAGUACGGAUUUUACAAACUUACGCUGGAGGUGGAGAUUGAUCCAGAGGUGGUGGGGACAGAAGGAAUAGCCAAUGAGGAUUUCCGUUACUUCGAGAUUAUACAAUCUGACCUGAAGGCAGGCAUCAAAGGAGGCAUCAGCAAAGCCGUGGACAACGACACCCUACUACACCUUGACGCAAGCACGCUGACCUAUGACCCUGACGUAGAGAAAUGGGACAAGGAAGGCAUGGAAUACUAUUGGUAUUGCCGUCUGCCAUUUGAGAUCUUGCCGGAGGACCCAGACAGCUACACCGAAGGGGGCUGCUACAACACCGGCUACGCUCCGUUCAACUGCAGCGAGGACUACUACAAACUAAACACGUCCGACUUUUCCCCGGGGGAAACAUACGUGACCAGGAUAGUCGCCAAGAAAGGCAACCGGACGGCGAUGUUUGAGCAGACGUUAGAAGUCCUGCCACCUGUCGUUCCACAAAUGGAAGUCAGGUGUGUGAGCAACUGCUGGAAGAAGGUGAACCCCAGAGGAGUCCUGAAGCUGCAGGCGGUGUGCACCAGCUGCCGCCGCGGGAACCGGCUCACCUACACCUGGAAACUCUUCAGAGUCAACCACACCAUUCCGGAGAAGGCACCGCUAUUAGAGGAAGUCCCCAACUUAGGCAACCUGUCCCAAACAGGUGCUAGUACGUCGUCGCUGGCCAUCCGACCAGACACCCUAGAACAGGGCGCCACCUACCGAGUGAGAGUCAAAGCGUACGCCAACAACCCGGAAACGCCCGGGUUCUCGGAGGGUGAAUACGUCGUCAAUUAUAUCCCGUAUGGCGGGAGAUGUCACAUCAGUCCAAAAGUAGGCCAUGCGUACGAUACCAUGUUUAUCGUGGAGUGCACUGGUUGGAAGGAUGAGGGGGACUUACCACAAAGAGUGCCACCUGGCGCCGAACCACCGAAGGUCACUCUCAAGUACAAGUUCAACUCCAUCAUCAUGGGCGACACGAACCUGAUCUACUUCGGGAACAUCCCGUUCACCAUGCCGGUACAGAUCGCCAUGGGGGACUGCGAGCGGGACUUCGCCGCCGACAUCCUGGUCCAAGUCUUCGACCCUUACGAGGCGUACGCUGACUACAGACUGACUGUAAAGGUGAAACCUCCCAAACUGCCGUGCGGAGUGAACAGUUACGAGGAGCUGUUCCUCAGGGUGACGGACGGACCGAACAGCGAGCUGGCGAGGAUGAUGGCGGAGACCAAGAGCAAAGAGACCGCCUCUCUCAUGGAGUCGCUCACCUCUGUCAUGAACUCAAAGUGUCCUAUAGAACCUCAACUAGACCCAGAGUGUGGCAUUCCGACGGUGCCACCAGACGAGAACAUCAGGAAAGAACACAGAAAAAGGAUCCGAAAGAUCAUGGCGUCCAACGUCGGUACGAUAGGAGGCGUGGCAGAAGCGCCGGAGGACAUCCUCCAGGCCGCCAGCGCCACGCGGACCAUCUCCGGAGCACCGGACGAACUGGAACGUGGAACACAGGAGGGAUCAAUAGACUCUCUGUCCGGAAUGACGGGGCAGUUUGACGGCAUGGGCGAAGAGGUCGACGAAGAAAUGGUUAACCAAGUAGCAGGCGACCUCGUAGGCUCAUUGGGCAGCGUGAUGAAGGCAUCAGAGACAUCCGACGUGAAAGAGAUGUUUGACAACCUCAGCAAGCCGCCCCCGCCUGACGUGCCCCCGCCGGACCAGAGUGUCGAGGAGUACCUCUUCUACGAGGAGAUGAAGAGAAGGAAGACAUAUUUGAGACAACUGGCCGAAAGACCAUCAGCCAAGAAAGUUGCCAACACAGGUAUGGGCGCUGCUAGCACAGCCGCAAAGUCCGUGUCAGGGAAGAAACUGAUCGGUGAAGCCCCGACGGUCAUCGAAUCAGAUCAACUUAAUAUAGCUGUCGUCAGCGAUAAUAUUGAAGAUUCCGGAAACAAGUCACUUGAUAUUGGAGGUGGCAGCUUCGCCCUACCUAGUGCAGCAGAUAUGUUUGGCAACGAUACAGAAAUGGACAGUAUGAACACAGUAGUGAUGUCCAACCCCACCAACCCUUUCACGUUUGACGACUCAGCCAAGGCAGUGACGUCACCAGUCGUCACUAUGAACUUCAUGUCGUCCAAUGGCAGCAACGUGGGGGUCAAGGGCAUCUCAACUAACAUCAGCAUCACCAUUGAGAACCGGAUGUCAGGAGGAUCCGGGGAACCGAAGAACAUCACGUGGUGGAAAUCCAACUCUAACGACACCUACGUCAUGAAGGCCAAGGUCCCCAACGAAGGGAACGCUCUUAUCUUCGGACUGGUGCCGAAUCAGCCUGACCUGGACUUUGACGUGUACGUCCGGUUCGCCAAGCCGCCGACCCGGGAGGAUUAUGACUUCGUGGCGCAGGUCCCGGGUCUGACGGAGGAGGAGCUGUUUGAUAUCGGCGGACACGGUGUACCCGACACCUUCCUCGUCUUCGUACCAAACUACAUCGUGGCGGAACCUGGCUUCUACUACUUCGCCAUCGACGCUUUAAGCGAGGAAGUUGGAGAGGAGGUGGAGGUGGAGGUGGAGGGUGACCAGGGGGAAGCGGAGUCUGGUGACAAAGGAGGAGGAAGUGACGAUAGUGGAAAAGGGAAAGAAAAAAACAACACCAUCGAGUUCAAAUGGAUCGUCUUCUCACCCGGAUGUAAAUACUGGGACGAGGAGGGGGAGAAAUGGUCAAACGAAGGCUGUUCGGUUUCAGCAAUGACCACGUCCAAAUUCACGAUCUGCGACUGCAACCAUCUGACGUCGUUCGGGUCGGAGAUGGUGGUCGCCCCGAACACCAUCGACUUCUCCAACGUGUUCGCCAAGUUCGCGAACCUGUCCGACAACGCCGCCGUGUUCUCCGUGGUCGUGUCCAUCCUGCUGUUAUACGUCCUCCUGCUCGUCUACACCAGACGGGCGGACAAGAACGACAUCAUCAAGUGGGGGACACUUCCUCUGGUAGACAACGCUAAGAACGACCGUUACUUUUACAAACUGGACAUCUACACCGGCAUGCGGCCUGGCGCGGGAACCAAGUCUCGCGUGAACUUCAUCCUCUCGGGAGAAGAGGGUGACUCGGGCGUGCGCAUUGUGGACGACGGGAAGAGAACGUUGCUCCGCCGUGGAAACAUCGACCACGUGUUGUUAGGAGUUCCCAAGUCGCUGGGAUAUCUGACGUUCCUCCGCGUCUGGCAUGACAACUCCGGGAAGGGCAAAUACCAGAGCUGGUACUGUAACAAGGUAGUCAUCCAGGACAUACAGACGGGAGAACGGUAUUACUUCCUGUGUGACCGCUGGCUGGCCGUGGAGGAAGAUGACGGCCUGACAGACCGCAUCCUGCCGGUGGCCGGCACCGAGAACAUCAUCGGCUUCAACCACCUGUUCUUCUCCAGCUCCAAGCGGAACCUGUCUGACGGCCACCUGUGGUUCUCCGUGGCGUCCCGCCCGACCCGCAGUAACUUCACCCGCACACAGCGCCUCACCUGCUGCGUGGCGCUGCUCUUCCUCACCAUGAUCGCAAACGCCAUGUUCUACAAGAAGAGCGAGGUGGAAGACCCAGGAGAAUUUUCCCUCGGUCCAAUCACCUUGUCGCUCACUAACAUCAUCAUCAGUAUAGAGAGCACCCUAGUGGUCCUCCCGGCCAGCAUGGCACUCGUCACCUUCUUCAAGAAGGCCAAGUACAAACCAACUGCUGCUGAGAAGGAGGCGGAGGAAAAGAAGAAAGAGGAGGAAAAGAAGAAGAAGGAAGAAGAAGGGAAAGAGAAAGACUUUGACGACAUCGGGAAAGAGCUAGAACCGGAAGAGAAGGAAGCCAUGAAGCUGAAGGAGGCGGAGGAGCUGGAGGAGGGAAAAGAACCGACAGCAGAGGAGGUUGUGACCAUACUGAACACACCCAAGCCAAGCCCGGAGCAGACCUUACCGUGGUGGAUUUUCUAUGUCGGCUGGGUGUUAGCCUUCUUCUCCAUCCUGGGACCCGCGUUCUUCGUCAUCUUGUACAGCCUACAGUGGGGCAAAGCAAAGGCCGAGGGCUGGCUGUCCUGCAUGAUGCUGUCCAUAUUCCAAUCAACGCUCGUCGUACAACCAAUCAAGAUUGUCGCCAUUGCCAUGCUGGUAGCCAUCAUCUUUAAGAAGCCCACAGAAGAAGAAGACGACUCUCUUCCCGAGGAGUAUAAACUUGGGAAAGACGAGGAAUGGAUAGAUACUGAGGAAAAUGGCGAGGGACUAGCGGAGCACCGUGCAAAAGCGCCCCCACCGAUGAUCACAGAAGAGCAGCUGAGAGAGAUCAAGGAGACCCGGCGGAAGGAAAUCAUGAUGUGGGCCAUCAUCAAAGAGUUCCUGGCCUACACGUUCUUCCUAUGCGUUUUACUACUGCUGGCCAAUGAACACAGAGACAAACAAGCUUUCGGGAUGCACACGUCUCUGCAAAAUGAGUUUGUUGGUAGCUUUACUGACAAGGUCAGCAGUGUGGCCAACUUCUGGAAGUGGGCCCAGGGAAGCCUCAUCCCUGCUCUCUACCAAACCGGCGAGUACAACGGCGACAAAAUCCCAUUCCACAACCGGAAGUUUGUUUCCGACCUCAACUCGUACCGAAUCGGCCCGGCUCGCUUCAGACAACUGAGAGUAAAAACAGAAAAGUGUCAAACGACCAGGAUCGGCAUAGAAGAGUGUUACGACGAGUACUCCUUCGGCGAUGCCCAGAAGGGCGUGUUCAAGCCCAACUGGGUGGCCGUGAACGAGAGUGAAGACUACGUGCCGUGGGACCUGUGGUUCGUGUACCAGACGUCAGGGGAGACCAAGGGGGUCCCCAUCAUCGCGGAGAAGUCCGUGUAUGGAGCAGGGGGGUACGUGGUGGAGCUGGGCGUCAACAACCCCACAGGAUUAAUGGUGCUGGACCAGUUAUUUAAGGAAACCUGGAUCGAUCACAACACCAGGGCGGUGGUGACGGAGUUCAGCGUCUAUAACGCCAACAUCAACUUGUUCGGCUGCGUCAUCCUUACAGCAGAGUUUCCACCAACCGGAGCAGCCAGUACCUACGCUCAAGUCAAGAUAUUCCGACUUUAUAGCUACGUGGGCUCUCUAGCGAUUAUCAUCAUCGCUGCGCAGGUCCUGUGGGUGAUAUUUAUUGUCUACUUCACCAUAAGAGAGAUCGGCAACAUACGAAAACAGAGGAAGGAAUACUUCAAGAGUUUCUGGAACUGGGUGGAGAUCGUCAUCAUCCUAAUGUCUUUCCUCUCCCUGGCCAUGUACGGCUAUAGGGUCAUGGGAGCCGGGGCCGCCAUGGAAGCUUUCCAACAAAACCCACGAAAAUUUGUGAGUUUUCAGCGCCUGGCCACGAUGGACGAGAUGUACGUGUACGUCAUGUCCACCCUGACGUAUGUGGGAGUCUUCAAGUUCAUGCGACUGAUGAGGUUCAACAAGCGAGUGUGCAUCCUGUUGGCCAUCAUCAAGAACUCCAUCCCCGCCCUCGGCCUCUUCACCAUCAUGUUUACCAUCUGCAUGACGGCGUUCGCCCUGUCCGGUCUCGUCAUCUUUGGACAAAACAUGCCGGGCUUUAAGAAUCUCCUCAGCACAUAUGAAGGUCUUCUCGCCAUGGUGCUGGGUGACCUGAACUUUGAGGACAUGCGCAACACACACACCAUUCUGGGCCCUGUGUACUUCUGCGUGUUCGUCAACCUCAUGAUCAUGUUGGUCAUGAACAUGUUUGUCAGUAUUCUAGACGAGACCUACGGUGCAGUGAUGGAGGACGAGAGCCAGCACGGCUCGAAGGAAGACGAAGAGAUGGUGGAGUUUAUGUGGAUGAGGUUUAAGAGGUUCACUGGGUUAGGAGGAAGACCCAAGCCACCCGAACCAAACUUCGAAGACGGAAUUCCGUUUAACGGGCUCCGUGUGACGAACGCCUCUGACAAGUUCGUGUACCGAGGCAUGGUGGACAACUACUACGACGAACAGGACGAAGGCAUCUACGAAGACGACGACGUCGAUGACAUCAUCGCCAAAUGGGAGAAUGAGAACUUCCGUGAAAAGAAGAAGAAGAACCUCGACGAUGAUUUCAUUCUCUCGAAGCCAAACAAGGAAUCAACUGUAGAGGCCAGCCCGUCCAAGUCUGCACCGGGCCCGAAGGUUAUUCCAGGCGCUCCGGUCAAGAACACCACGAGAACAUACGACUGGAAGCUGCCUGAGGCUGAUGACAAGGACGGUGAGGAUGAGGGAGCUUCGGAUGAGGUGAAAGACAAGAAGGACAAGAAACCGAAAGAAGAAGAACCACCUCCGGCAGCGCCUGAAGAAGUCGAAAUAGAAGAAGAGGACAUGGACGAGGAUGAGGAAGUCAGCCUGUUUUCCAAGUACUAUUAGUAAAACUUAAUCACAUGGCAAUGCUAAAGCAUAUAUAUAUAUAUAUAGUACAUAUAGUACAUAAGUACAACAUACAGCACGUCAUGUAUAACCCAAGUCUACUUCAAAUUAUCGUGUAUUGUAUUAUGCCACAAUGUAAUGCAUCAACAAAAAAGUUCUAUAUUUGUAGAAAGGCAGGAUCGUAUCAUAUGGUCUGACGCAUGUACGUAAUUGUUUCAUUACACAAUAUAUAGUUGAUAAUAAUAACGCCACAGUGAUAUCUAAAUAUAGCAGUGACAAAAUUGUAUAUGGCACAACUUCACAGAUAUAAGUGUAUGAUACAUAGUAUAUAUAUCCUAUAGAUGUUCUGUUAUUUUUGUACAAAGCUCUACUAUAUACAUCAUAGCAAGAGGCAAUUUGGCAGCCAUUGUUGAAACAAGCUGUACAUACAUUUCUGAUAAUGUCAUUAUAUAAAGGCCCCUCCCCCCAAAAAAAUAAUUGAUCUAAUUCAAUUGAAUUAUGCUGUGAAACGUUUUAGCUAAAACUGUCUAUAUACCAAACUCAUUGUCUUUGUCACAAAUGCCUAAGUGACGUAAAAUCAUUACAAAGAACUGGUUUACAUGUGCAAUUCAUAUUAAAAUGAACAUUUAAUGCAUCGACACGACAUUGUCCCCUUUGUAGUUUUAAUAGACAUCUCUAAAGAAAACAAAAACACUUGUGUAACGAUAGUGUAUAUUGUCCACAAAGUGCAAUAUGUGGAAUGGUGAGUACCGAAGAUUGUGUAGUUUAAACCUUGCCGAAGCUGCUGUAUCACCAAUGUAUUGACCAUAGUCAAGGAAAAUCGAAUAAAAUAUUUG